GAAGCUCUGUCUCCUCAGCCUUGGUAGCCAGCCCCUGCCUGGCAAAGACAACCAACCCCUGAACAAUGCUGUCCUCCACUACAUGGGGCCUACUCCUGUGGGCAGCCCUGAGCUGUCUGGUCCCAAGCAACCUGGCAGAGGAGCUCCAGGGAGAAGCAGUGCAGGACACAGAACAUGCAAAGAUGGCCUGCCAUAAGAUUGCCCCAACCUUGGGUGACUUCUCCUUAAGCUUGUACCGCCAGGUGGCACAUGAGUCCAACAAAUCCAACAUCUUCUUCUCUCCCAUGAGCAUCGCUGCAGCCUUGGCUCUGCUCUCUCUGGGUUCCAAGGGUGAGACACACACCCAGAUCCUGACAGCUAUGGAAUUCAACCUCACGGAGAGAGCAGAGGCUGACAUCCACAAUGGCUUCCAGCAUCUUCUACACAGUGUUAAUGAGCCCAACAACCAGCUGCAGCUGAGCAGUGGCAACGGCCUCUUCAUUCAGCAAGGCUUGAAGCUGGAAGAGAAGUUCCUGGAAGAUGCCAAGAAGAUGUACCACUCAGAUGCUUUCUUCGUUAACUUUGAGGAGACAGAAGACGUCAAGAAGCAGAUCAACGAUUAUGUGGAGAAGGGCACCCAGGGCAAGAUCACAGAUUUAGUCAAAGACCUUGACAAAACUGCAGUAUUUGCUCUCAUCAAUUACAUUUACUUCAAAGGGAAAUGGGUGAAGCCUUUUGAGGCUGAGCAUACACAGGAAGAGGACUUCCAUGUGGACCCGCAGACCACUGUCAGGGUGCCCAUGAUGAACCGUCUGGGCAUGUUCCAUGUCCACCACUGCAAGGAGCUGUCCAGUUGGGUGCUGCUCAUGGACUACCAUGGCAAUGCCACAGCCAUCUUCUUCCUGCCCGAUGAAGGAAAGAUGUCACAGCUGCAAGACAAUCUCAGUAUGGAGAAGCUUAACAAGUUUCUCGAAAGGUCACACCCCAGUUCUGUCAACUUAAAGAUGCCCAAGCUGUCUAUUUCUGGGACCUACGAUAUGAAAAGCAUCUUGAACAAAAUGGGCAUCACCAAGGUCUUUGGUAAUGAUGCCGACCUCUCAGGGAUCACCACAGAUAAGCCCCUGAAAGUGUCUCAGGCCCUGCACAAGGCAGUGCUCAACAUCGACGAGAGGGGCACAGAGGCAGCCGGGGCCACGUUCAUGGAAGCCAUCCCCAUGUCUUUACCCCCAGACCUAUUUUUUGACCACCCCUUUGUUGUAAUGAUCUAUGACACAAAAGCUAAUGUACCCUUAUUCAUGGGGAGGGUGGUAGACCCCACGCAAAUGUGAGCUCCUGGACCAGUUCCUUUCCACAAGACUUUGCAAUAUUAAAAAGCCAUUUCUGGUCUGGCCCAGAUGCGAGUAAA
This is a messenger RNA of Suncus etruscus (white-toothed pygmy shrew), 1384 nucleotides long. RefSeq names its product alpha-1-antitrypsin-like. The coding region runs from base 66 to 1307 and encodes 413 amino acids. Gene Ontology annotation, molecular function: serine-type endopeptidase inhibitor activity. NCBI's taxonomy places the organism in Eukaryota, Metazoa, Chordata, Mammalia, Eulipotyphla, Soricidae. The transcript is spliced from 5 exons. Gene Ontology annotation, biological process: negative regulation of endopeptidase activity. The record is from RefSeq and is a predicted model, not a curated record.